CGGUUCUCUCUGGGCGUUGCAGUGAAGGCCGGCUGCCGCCCCCGCCGCGUCGGAGGCCGUCCGAUCGAGAACCCGCUGGACAGAGUGCACCGCGAGAUCGCCAUCCUCAAGAAGCUCAUCCACCCCAACGUCGUCAAGCUGGUCGAGGUCCUGGACGACCCGGACGAGGAUAACUUCUACAUGGCAUUCGAGCUCCUGGAGAAGGGCGAGGUGAUGGAGGUGCCGACGGACACGCCCCUCACGGAAGACCAGGCCUGGGGCUACUUCAGGGACGUCGUUCUCGGCAUAGAAUACUUACACUACCAGAAAAUCCACCGAGACAUCAAGCCAUCGAACCUGCUGCUCGGCGACAACGGACACAUCCAGAUCGCGGACUUCGGGGUCUGCAACGAGUUCGACGGCCAGGACGCCUUCCUCACCAACACGGCGGGAACACCUGCCUUCAUGGCCCCCGAAGCGCUCUCCACGUCUCGGCAUAAGUAUUCCGGGAAGGCCGCUGACAUCUGGGCAAUGGGCGUGACUUUAUAUGCCUUCGUUUACGGGAAACUUCCAUUCCACGAUGAAAAUAUUGUUGUGUUGUACGAUAAGAUCCGGAACGCGCCCCUCGUGUUCCCUCCCGCGCCGUUCGUCUCCGAUGAUCUCAAGGAUCUGAUUAGCCUAAUGUUAGAAAAGGAUCCUGCUAAGAGAAUAACGCUACCGGAUAUUAAGCAACAUCCCUGGGUGACAGCAGGCAAUCAGUACCCAUUACCCACCGAAGAGGAGAACUGUGUACUGAUCGAGGUCACGGACGAGGAAGUCCAGACGUGCGUGCGGUCGAUCCCCAAGCUGGAAACGCUAAUCCUCAUCAAGUGUAUGCUCAAGAAACACAGCUUCCACAACCCGUUCAAGAUGAACGUGCUCAUCAAGGAGCAGUUUGCGCGUGCAGGACGGUCGCACUCGGCGCCUGGUUCGUAUGAGUUCUACUUGGACAGGAAGAGGUCGCUUGAUAUCACACUCCCAGCAGUAGAUGAACUGGAGGUCUGCGGGGAGGACAGAUGAUGUGACGGCCUAUCACUUGGUGCAGUGCAGAAGGAAAUCAUCAUCAUGAUGUACUUGUUACAAUUUCUAAAAUGAUAUAAAUGUAAAGAACAUGAUAAACUUAAAAACUCUCUAAAAACUUACCUCGUUGUUGUUGGUUUCUCAUUAACUUCCUAAGAUCAUUUAUUGAAUACAUAUAACAGGAUGCAAAACUGUAUCCUUUAAUGCAAUAAAAUGUGUAUCUGCUGUUUUAAGUGAGAGAAAGCUGUGCCAACACAAUAAAGCGUAGCUGCUCUAGUAAUGCAUAAAUAGAGAAGAGAUUUUGCAAGGGGACAAAGACAGUUAAAAGUGAGUAAUGAAGAUAAUGCAUGCAGCGGUGCUAGAAAAGGCAGGCAAGGCAAUUGUUGGUUAUGUUUUGAAGAGAUGUUUUGGCUAAGAUGUCUUACACUGCCAGAAAACUGAAAUAGUGUAGACUGAGCACUUAGAGAGUUUAAUGUUAUUUUUGAAUCAGUAUGUAAGAGUUUUGAAGUGUUUUUGUCUUGGCUAAAGUCUGCUACAAUUUAUAUUUAUUACCCCACCAACAGGAGAAUAAUGGUUGAUUA
Molecule: messenger RNA, 1619 nt
Organism: Penaeus vannamei (Pacific white shrimp)
Lineage: Eukaryota; Metazoa; Arthropoda; Malacostraca; Decapoda; Penaeidae
Source: RefSeq, a predicted model, not a curated record